Messenger RNA from Entrophospora sp. SA101, 780 nucleotides. The record is from the annotation of a GenBank genome assembly. Lineage: Eukaryota; Fungi; Glomeromycota; Glomeromycetes; Entrophosporales; Entrophosporaceae.
AUGGAAGAAGUGAAAUUGCUCAAAUCUACAAUAAGGCCAUUAAAGAAGGAGUUGGAAUUGGCCCAAGAAAACUCAUCUCUGAAAGUAUCCAAAACCAAGACUCCCAAGACCAGCAACCAACAAAUUUUGAAAUAUUUUUCUCCAUCAACAUCACCUGAAAAAAGGUUGAAUGACACGUUCAAAUUAAAGGAUUUUAGAAAAAAUCAACUUGAAGCAAUUGUUCAAACACUGGAUGGAAAGGACGUUUUUGUAGUAAUGCCAACUAGUGGUGGAAAAAGCUUGUGCUAUCAAUUGCCUGCACUGAUAAAAAGAGGAAAAACCAAAGGUGUAACCAUUGUUAUUUCACCAUUGCAAUCACUAAUCAUUGAUCAAGUUUAUAAUUUGGAAAGACACAAUAUAUCAGCAUUAUGCUUAUAUAGUGAGCAAGAAGACAAAGAAAAACAAAAUGUCUACGCUGAACUUGAUAAAACUAUACCAAGUUCCAGGUUGCUAUAUUUAACUCCUGAAAUGUUAAAUAAAAAUAUAAAAAUUUCUUCAGCAAUAAGAUGUUUGUAUGAGAGAAACCAAUUAGCAAGAUUUGUGAUCGAUGAGGCUCAUUGUGUUAGCAAAUGGGGUCAUGGUUUUAGGCCAGAUUAUAAAAAAUUGCACAACUUGAAGGAAGUUUAUCAAGAUAUCCCUGUCAUCGCUUUAACAGCAACAGCAACUUCUGAAGUAAGAUCUGAUAUAAUAAAUAUUUUAGGAAUCCAAGGUUGUAAAGUUUUAGUGCAAGAAAUUAAUUGA